Molecule: messenger RNA, 5385 nt
Organism: Acanthamoeba castellanii str. Neff
Lineage: Eukaryota; Discosea; Longamoebia; Acanthamoebidae
Product: BTB/POZ domain containing protein
Exons: 31
Coding region: 1-5385 (1794 amino acids)
Biological process (GO): cytoskeleton organization
Molecular function (GO): actin binding
Source: RefSeq, a predicted model, not a curated record
AUGGACAAAACGCAGGUCUGGACCUGGUCGCCAAGGCUGUUUUCCCCACCCAUUUCUGAGUAUCUUGCCGAUGCAAGCAUCGCUGCCGUCUACUCCGGGUUUGCUGCCCAGCACAACGUCGCUGUGUCAGACGUAUCGGACAUCUACGUGUGGGGCAGCGGCCAGGUUGGGCAGCUGGGGCUCGACCCAGAAUCAGAGUUCGAGCUCGAGGACCAAUACGUGUCGCAUCCGCAGCGCUUACGGCACGAAGCGCUGCUGCACAAGCGCGUCCUCCAGGUCUGCUGCGGCCGCGACUGGACCGCUUGUCUCACAGACGCUGGGUUGUACACAUGGGGCAGCAACGCCUACAAUCAGUUGGGCCACCACCACCAGCGCGAGCUGUUUACACUGAUGCGCGAACUCAAGCAAUCCUACCCGAGCAGCCCCGAUGCGAAGUGGGGCUAUUGGCGAGUGGACGAGCCUGUUGAAUCCGAACACGAAAGCGAAAGCGAAGGCCAAGCAGCGGAGAGAUCGCCCGUCGAGCGCUCGCAAGGCCUCGAGAAGUCGCGGGAGCUCACCGGGUGCAGGCUGGCGUCUUCGACGACCUGGCUCUGCGCCACGCCCAAACUAGUUGGAGGCCCGCUUCUCAACAAGACCAUCGUUCACGUCGCCUGCGGUGCGCAGCACAUGGCCUGCGUUACCGACGAGGGAGACGUCUUCACAUGGGGCUAUGGAGGUCGAGGAGCGCUUGGCCAUCCCAACAUCAGGAUCACCGGGGAGCCCAUGCUAGUCGAGUACUUUCGUAGUCCUGGCGGGGACGCGGCGACGCGAAUCUUCAUUAAGUCCGUCGCCUGCGGUGAGUCGUUUACGAUCGCCGUGGCAGCCAAUGGGCAUGCCUACGGAUGGGGCGAACACGCCUUUGGCCAGCUUGGAUUGGGACCAAUCCCAGAGACGCCGAUGCAACACUCGGCCUUCUACCCAUGUCCGACCCUCAUCAGCAGUCUAGCUGAGGCCAACCAAGUCGUCGUUUCCGUCGCCUGCGGCGCAAGCCACACCUUGUUCCUCACCGACGUGGGGCAUGUGUACUCCUGUGGAAGCAACGUGCUCGGGCAGCUGGGCAACGGAACCGACCACUCGCUACCUGUCUGCAUUGAGAGCCUCAAAUCGACAAAGGUGACCUCGAUCUCCUGCGGCGAGCUGUUCAGCGCGGCCGUGACCGAUCGCGGAGAGCUGUGGAUGUGGGGAGCCGGCAGCGGCCAGUUCGGCUGUAAGGAGGGACGGCACGCCGAGUACCCUGGUCAGGUGGGGUUUGUAGGCAACGUGAGGCAAGUCGCGUGUCGCAGCAGAUCUGUUAUGACGCUCUUGGGCCCGCCGCGAGAAGCUUCGAGACCGGACUACCAAAAGAUGCUCUUUGCUCGGGACUUUAGCGAUAUCACUUUCCGGCUAGAUAAUCAAGCAGAAAUUCCGGCCCACAAGGCCAUUCUCGCCGCCCGCUGCCCAGCUUUGCUGUCACUCGGCGCGGAAGACGGGGGCGGUGCAGUCUUGCUGCCCGACGUCAACGAAGCGGUCUUCCGUAAGCUGCUGGAGUUCAUCUACACGGGCGACUUUGCCUUGCUCGCUUCGGCGGGUUUGAACGACGAGCUGUACCGACUGGCGCUCGAGCUCAACUUCACGGGUCUGGUGCGCAAGUGCGCUAUGCUCCUCGGGCGGCCUGUGCCCGACGCGCAUCAGGCGGCCGGCGGCAGCGCGGUCCGCCACAUCGAUGAUCUCAGGGAGGACCUCCUGCGCCUUCUCCGCGAGCCGCAGUUCAGUGACUGCACGCUACGGGUCGAACAGCAGCCAGGCCUCGAGGCAAAGACCUUUGAAUGCCAUCGCGCCGUGUUGAGCGCUCGCUGCCCGUUCUUUGAGGCCAUGCUGUCGGCCGACCGGGGCUACAAGGAAAGCCAGCAGGCGGUCAUCUCGCUGUCGAUGCCCUUUGACAACGACGACGUAGACGCUGGCAGCACCGUGGCCGAGCUUUUGAAGUGGAUCUACGCCGAGCGCUUCGAUCCGGCCCCGGACACGAGUCAGGCGCUACUGGUGCUCGCUGACGAGUAUCGGCUCCCUCUGCUCGCCCAAAUGUGUGAGACGCUGAUCCAAGAAGGCGUGGACGAGACCAACGUGUGCGACGUGCUUCAGUUUGCCGAAACGUUCCGGGCCAACAAGCUGCGAAGCUAUUGCAUCGACUACAUGGCGGCGCCGACCUUCCCCUCGCAUUUGAUCGACGCCGCGCAGCUUAAGCCCGAACUGCUCGAGCAGAUCCAACUGCGCAAGGGCUCGUGGUCGGAGCACUCGCGCUCGCGCAGAAAGGUAAAGGAGCGAGAGGCCCGGUACCAACAGUACGAAGAAGAGCGGCAGACACAGGUGCAGCGAUGGGCCGCGAGAGACUCGCCACUCUUCGCGCUGGGCCAGGCCCUGCGCGAGUCCCUCGAGCGCUUCGACCAGGCCGUCGCGCAGGCCGAUCCCGCCGCGAAGGCGCCGUGCUGGCCGCGCUGGAUGUGGCGGAUGAGUCGCCAGGAGCGCCGCGAGCGGCUCGAGCGCCUGCACGCGGAGCGGAAGCAGCGUAAGGAGGCCAAGCGGCUGCGGCGGCUCGAGGAGCAGGAGCAGGCCGCCGCUGCCCAGCGCGAGAGGGACGAAGCGCAGCGCCGGAAGCGGGAGCGGAUGAACCGGGUCUUCAUACGCGCCGACCCGGCUGCGUCGACAAGCCAGGAGCGACCAGCCGCGGGCCUGUCAGAGCUUGUGGAAGAUGAUCGCCAAGAGGAGACCAAAAGCGCGGCGGCGUACGAGGGAAAAACCGAAAAGCUGGACAAGGGCAAAGAAAAAGCUGUCGACAGCGACAACGAGGAGGAGAUUGACGACUUCGAGGCUCCUCUGGAUCUGGAGCAGCAGCAGGGGAGAGAAGAAGAAGCGCCGAAUUACGACAAGGCGACGUUGACGCUCAUGGACACCACCCAGCAGGCCACGGACGUGAGUCGAGAGGUCGCUUUCCUUCGCGCGACGCUGACAGCCAUACAGGCCGAGUUCGGUCAGAUCUCGCCCAAGGGGGCGCUGCAGCUUGAGGUCAGGGCGCUGCGGCGCGAGUUCAACUCAAUCGAGGAAGAAGCUCGGUCCCUCGCUCCCCAAGUGUCAGUGGCGCUAGACUCAAGUGCCUUAUCGCAGGAAGUGGUCGCCCUCAGGGCUGAGCUCGAUGCCAUCGAACGCGAGGCGGAACAGCUGGUGCUGGAGCGCGCCUCGCAAUCGUUGCCGCCCAGCCUGCUGGUGCUCCCGAAGGAGGUGCGCGCUAUCAGGGCUGAGUUCGACGCCAUCGAGCGAGAGGCGCAGAGUCUCGCGGCAGAGUGUCGUGCACAUUCGAUCGUGGAUCCGCUACUGCCGAAGGAGGUGAGCGCCAUCAGGGCCGAGUUCGAUGCCAUCAAGCGCCAAGCGCAACAGCUGGCCGCCUGGAGGGAGGCCGCGGUCAAGGAAGUGAGCGCGCUGCGGGACGAGUUCGCGGCCAUCGAACUCGCCGCCCAAGCGCUACAAAUCACUCUCAGAGAAGCUGAUGCCCACGAGGAGGUGGUGAAGCGAGAAGAAGUGACAGUGCGUUCAGAGGAGGAAGAGAGAGGCUACGAGAGCGAGGAGGAAGAAGAGGUCAAACAGAACGAGGAGGAAGAAGAGGAAGAGAUGAAAGUUCGAGGCAUGCGCGACAGCGCUGAAUCGCCUGACGGCAGAGAGGACAAGCACACAACGGACGAAGAAAAAGAAAAGGACAGAAAGAUGGAGGACGGAGAAGAUGACGACAACGAAGAACUGAACAGAGCCAUCCGACUCGUGGAGCAGGCCUUUGCGUUGGAGAGAGAAGAUCCCGCCAAGGCCGAUCAUCUCUUCACCCAGAGUUCGAUUGGGUUCCUUCAGGCCAUGCGAAUCGCGGAUGCACAGGGCAAGAGCGACGUGCGACGUAUCGUGGACGGGUACAUUGCGCGCAUUGACGCGCGCAACCUGCGAAGGAGCGCACAAAUGAUCAAGCGAAAGGAGUCGGAAUCGCUCCACUCGGCCCCCGAGGAGGAGUUCAUGGCGACGUCGGGGAUGGAGCUGGAGAGCUGCGACUACGGCCAGCUGGUGGCCGACAGCUCCGAAGAGGUGGCGACCGUGUCCAGCCUCGAGGAAGUGGUGCCGCAGGAUAGCUAUCUCACCGCAGUGCUCAGCGACGAGCUCCCGCGGCGGGCCACCAACAACACACCACUGCGCAGCCCAGUCGUGGACGCUGCGGCGGUCGCAACGUCGGCCGCCCCGUCGACGGCCGACACCACCGGCGAGAGCGAGUCCGAGGUGAGCGCGGAGCUGCUUGCGAGCGCCGAGAUGGAGCCGGAAGACGGUGCCUACAUGCAGGCGGUGGUCGAGGAGGAGGAGGAAGCGGACACUCCGCAAAGAAGCAGGGCGUCGACGGUCGAGCUGCGGAGAGACGCGGCCGAGGCGGCGGCAGAGGUGCUGAACACGAUCACCGCAGGCGGCAGCCAAGCCCAGACGACUGGGGUGUCCGCGGCGGCGCGCUGGAAGCCGGCGGACAACAACGGCGCGCGGAAGCACGACGCGCUGGCGAACACGCGAGUGACGGCGCCGGCUCUACGUGACAUCAACAGGCGCUCGGAGGUCGUCGUCGUCGUCUGCCUCGACUGCGCCUUCACCUUCACCUUCGUCAUCGUCAUCAUCCCCAACGUCAACGUCAACAACGCCGUCGCCGUCGACAGCACGCGUCAUCUUCUCGUCGAACAGGCUACUCGGCUCGAGCCGGCUGCUCGACCCAAGCGACCGGCGUCGACAUCCUUCGUGUCGGGCCGCGUCAGCUCCUCUCUCGCCUCACGCCUGGCGCUGUUCGAAUCGCCCAGUUCGUCGUCGACAUCACCGCCGCAGCAGCCCAACUCCACCACACAGACCACGCCGCAGUUGGGUCCCUCUUCCCCGGUCGCCGUGCGGGCCACAUCUUUCGGGCAGACCCGGCCCGCGGCACUGUCGACCCCGCAGCCGCCGGGUGCGCUGGGCUUGCGGCGGCGGUCGUCCAUCACGACCUUCCAAUCGCCGGCCACCGCAACGGUGGCGCAAGACGCCAUCGAGCGAUACCAGCAGCAGCAGCAACAGAGCGCCGAGGUCACGAGUGGUCAGCGCCCUGCCGCCACCGCAGCCGCCAGCAACGGCCACGAGACGCGGACGCUAAGCUAUGUCGACCUCAAGGACAACCGGUCCAGCUUGCCGGACUGGGUCGAUCAGGCGCAAUUGGAGGUGUAUCUGUCGGAUGAGGAUUUCGGAGUCGUGUUCCAGAUGUCGCGACAAGAGUUCAACGCCCUCAAGUCGUGGCGCAGGAACCAGUUCAAGAAGGCCGCCGGCCUCUUUUGA